AGCAGUGACUUCCGGAAACACAGCACAUUGACACACAACACGGUGCCACUCACUCCUCUCCGCACAGCUCCUGGUGCACAACGCAGCAACACUCCGGCCCGGGGCCCCAAAUAUUGGGUGACAGGUAGUGCUCUGGCCUGGCACCCGAACACAAGACAGCGCGGUCAGGCACCCGAACACAGGCCAACGUCCAGCACCGCAGCCACGGACCCCCAAUAGCGGCGUGAUGGACACAAUCGGUGUGAUGUACUCCGUUGCUGUUGUCCUCCCCAUAAUUGUUAUCACUGGCCUGUGUAUCGGCUGCCGAAAGAAGAUACCAAUUCACAUAACAGAGACGGGGUAUUACGAUGACAAGCCUCCAUACACUCCACCUUCAGAUUUUACGAUCAUCAGGCGACCCCAAGUUCUCCCGCGAUCAGUCUCCUCUCAGGGCACCAUGUGCCACCAUGAUGUCCUGCUCUCUAUUCCGAGGUCCCCAGUCCCCGAGAGCCGGAGAAGUUCAGUGGGAAGAGAAAUCAAAGUUUACCCAAAUAGUUGUGACUCCAUAACACACUCAGCAAGUGCUCCCCUCUUAAAAAGCAAGAGUAUAGAAGAUGAUGAUGAUUAUGAUGAUGAAGGAUCAGAUCCGAACUACACCAACGACAACCCUUGCUGUGGAUACAUCGAGGUACUGCCAGAUGAGGGGAUCACACAGCUUGGACCAGUCCUGGUAGUUACAAGUGAAGUGGAUAACAGAACAAGCUUCUCCUCAGUUGGCACCGAUGAAAAUUAUGUAAAUAUUGGCGAUUCUGACGACGCAAAAACAUCUUCAACCAAUGGCAACUACGUUAACGUUGGAGAUGCCAGUGAUAUAAAGGGUAAUUCAAUUAUAGCAGCAAGAGCAACUGUGGAAGAGGAGGUCAGGAGAAGUGAUCAUAUCGAUGACAAAAGUUCCACAGUAUCACGUGAAAGUCUGGAGUAUGUGAAUGUAGAAGAAGAUGAAACACAUCCCAGCUCCAUUAACCAGGAGAGUGAAGAUGAUGAUAUGCCAGAGUAUGAAAACAUUGAGAAAGGGCAUAAAGGACUCCACACCUGCUGAAGGACGAGCCAUUGUUUUACUUCAGAUGACCAACCCUGAUUUUUCUAGGCUGUGCCCAAAAGAAAAUCUUUUUGAUGGACUGUAAUGCUUUAAAUUGACCUGUUUUGCUUGGAUUUCCUUGUUGAGUUGACCUUCAUUUGUCCUUACUGGGACAUUUUACAUUGAGAUGCUAUGCCAGUCUUUGUUUAGUAUGUGGAAUGGGUUUCCAUGAUCAUUUUCAACCAAGAACAUGAAUUUUAGUUGAGCUGACGAGUCUGAGAUAAAGAGGUUGAAGAUGACAUAUGGAGAUAGACCUACAACACUCCUCUCCCUGCUUAUCAUGAUCUGCUACAGGUCAAGUUUGACCUCCAUUUAUGUUAUUAUCCAAGAUAAGAAAUGGAGACAGUAGUUGGCUUCUUCUAAAUAACAAAAGAACUCAACUACUACGAGGUAGAUCUUCCCGAAAACUCUCGUUAUGAAUAUUUUUCAAUAAUUUUUACUAAUUACAAAUUUUUUCCCUAUUGAGGGACAGACAGCACCAAGCCAGGACCAAUAACAAAAUGUGUCUAAAAUAUUAGACAAAUUAAGCAAAAGUGAGACUUUUCUUAAGUACUUGAUGGUUUGGAUCUUUCCAGAACCAUCCACUAUAUGAAGGCUCCAUAUAAAGCAGUGGUUUCCAAGCUUUGGUUCUUCAGCUGUUGCAGACCUAAAACUUCCAACAUGGCCUGCCAUGACACGCUGAGAGUUGUAGUUUUAUAAGAGCGCCACUAAUCAAUCCUGAGAAGUAUAUAUAGUAGUGCAUGGAUUUAUUAUUUAUACUGUGUAGAUAUUUUUAUGUUUUCAAUAUUUUGUAGACCAAACCCUGAGAUGUUCGCAGCUUUUAUGACCACAGACAUUAUGGUCAGAGCCAUUGUAGAUGCAUAUUUAUAAGUAAGGGGGGUCUAUCACCUUACAAUACCCAAGGACCACCUACCUUGUAUCUACAGUGAUAGGCCUGUAUUCUGCAUUUCCUCACUAUCAUUAAACCCUAUCCUUAUGUCUAAAUUCAUUUUUUUAUUUUUAUUUUUUGAGAAAUGUCAAAAUAUUCAUCGUUCCAAGUUAUAAAUGAUAUAAAUAGACAGGACCUGAUUAUUUGCAGUAGUACAUGUGUUUUAUUUAUUUUUCUUAUUCUUUACUCUUUUUUUAUAUAAUUGUAUUACUAUGCUAUUAAAAGUCUUCAAAAUCAA
Molecule: messenger RNA, 2283 nt
Organism: Bufo gargarizans (Asiatic toad)
Lineage: Eukaryota; Metazoa; Chordata; Amphibia; Anura; Bufonidae
Exons: 14
Coding region: 227-1078 (283 amino acids)
Biological process (GO): signal transduction
Cellular component (GO): membrane
Source: RefSeq, a predicted model, not a curated record